AUAUAUCGUGCAGCUCCUUGUAUAUUGGCAGUUCAGUGCAUAACUCAAAGAAUCUCGAUUUAAAUUGUGGACGCAUUAUAUUUUAAAAACAAUGGAAGGUCAAACGGAGGAAUCGACUCCCAGAGCGGAAGCUCAAGCGAGUGCCGACAAUAUUUUAAAAAGAGGAAAGACUUUUAACGACCCUAUUCAUGGGCAAGUGGAGUUACAUCCUGUGUGUAUCUGUAUUAUAGACACGCCUCAGUUCCAGCGAUUGAGACACAUCAAACAACUUGACACCUGUUACCUGGUGUACCCAGGUGCCAGUCAUAACAGGUUCGAGCACUCUAUAGGAGUAUGCUACCUAGCAGGGAAGUUAUUAAAAACAAUACGAGAUAGACAACUUAACGUUGACAUAUCUGAUGAAGACAUUCUGUGUGUCGAGAUAGCUGGACUCUGUCACGAUUUAGGUCAAGGACCCUUUUCUCACGUUUUUGAAAAGAGAUUCAUGCCAAAAAUGAAAAAGGAGUUUACGCAUGAAAGUAUUGCUCGGCAGAUGUUUGAUUACAUGCUAAAAAGCGAAAACGAAAAGUUGAAAAAUGAUAUAAAAAGAAGAGUUGAAGAAUGCGGGCUUCGUCGUUUCGAAGAACAAGACUUUACCUUUAUCCUUGAAAUGAUUGAUGAUCCAAAAGACAUUGAAAACGACGAAUGGCCAUACAAAGGUAGAACAGAAGACAAAAGUUACAUGUAUGAGAUAGUUGCAAAUAAAAGAAACGGUAUCGACGUUGACAAAUGGGACUAUCUUGCUCGUGACAGUUACAUGCUGGGAAUGAAAGUCAAUAUCGAUUACAACAGGUGUUUUAAAAGUGCAAGAGUUAUCAAAUGCAACGGGAUUAACGGCAGGCAAGAUGCAAACGCCGGCUUAAAUACCGGUAAUAGUCAAGUGAAACGGAAUCAAAUAUGCUACAGAGAUAAAGUGAGUAACUGUCAUAAACAUUUAUCUUCAAAAUGUAAACAAUAUUUUCUCAAUGUUUGUAUAUUUCAUUAAUUAUUCAAUUUUUAUCAUUUGAGGUAAAUGGCUGAUAUAAUAAGUAAUCAAUAUGUUUUUCCUGUUAUAUGGCUAGCUAUAUAGGGUUUAUAAAGCCGAAGCCUGUAUAAAUGUGAUCUAAAGCAAAAGGAAAUUUCUCGGCCGUAUAAUCUGUCAGAAGUUAUAUAACGAAUUUUAAUACAGCACAAUGACUAAUAAUGCUAUUUUAUCAUGAGCAAAUAUAUUCCAUUGUAUACGUUUAAAAUGAUUUUUGUCAAAUAAAGAUCAAAGCGAUUGUAUGGAUUGGCAUCUCAUUGUCAAUAAAUAUAAA
Molecule: messenger RNA, 1334 nt
Organism: Ruditapes philippinarum (Manila clam)
Lineage: Eukaryota; Metazoa; Mollusca; Bivalvia; Venerida; Veneridae
Product: deoxynucleoside triphosphate triphosphohydrolase SAMHD1-like
Exons: 8
Coding region: 92-1024 (310 amino acids)
Biological process (GO): dGTP catabolic process
Cellular component (GO): nucleus
Molecular function (GO): dGTPase activity
Source: RefSeq, a predicted model, not a curated record